GUGAGAUGUACUGCCUCCUUGCAAUGUGCUGCAGUAGUGUGAUAUUGUCAGUCCCCUCCCUCAGGAGCCAGGGGUGUGUUUGUAAUUUCUGACACUGGGAGGUGAGGCUCCAUCCUGCACACGGUGCUGCAGUCCCUGGCAGCCGGUUCCGUGUAACAUGCUCCCCGGGCUCCCGGCGGCAGUAUGACUGUAGUGGAGCUGCGGAGCAGAAUGCAGUCCAGCUCGGAGAGUGUGAGCCUUCCUCCCACGGGAUCGGCGCUUCCCUCCCUCAGCCGGAGCCGCAGUGUCCGGGAGCAGCAGGCUCAGCUCAAACAUAAGCUCCGGGAGCUCCCUUCCUUGCUGAGGAGCGGGCUGACCCUGCGGAGGAGAAGCUCUGUCUAUGGACCGUCCCCGUCCUUCUCGGAGUCCGAGGAGACUGCGGCUGCCACGGCCACCUCCAGCCCGAUCACAACAGAAAGAAUUUCAAAUCUGUACGGUGAAAGCUCAGCACCAAAGUUUUAUGGAGAAAGUGUUGCAUGUGCGGGGCGAGCUUUAAGAAAUGCAUUGAGAAGUCAAGCUCCUGAUCUAAUUCGGGAUCGCAUGUAUCUCACUUGUAUCUGCAGAAAAAGUUGUGUGGGGUCCGAACUGGUUGACUGGCUUUUGCAGCAGUGCCCCUUUGUUCAGUGCAGAUAUACAGCAGCUGGCAUCUGGCAAACUUUAUUGAAACUUGGGAUACUCCUUUCAGUGGACAAGCAGCUAUGCUUUCAGGAUGCGUAUGUGUUCUACCAGUUUUCAUCUUCUGAUUGCCCUGAGGCAGUGUGUGAGUUUGGGAAGGAAAAAGGGUGGCACAUGGGUGUCCGACUUUUAAAACAGCUUGCACCUCUUGCUCCAUUAACAUCGAAUAUAUGUGACAUGUCUGCUGAGAAACUAGAAACCGCCACAGAUGCCAACAACAAAAUUCUGCAAAUUCAAGCUCUUGCCCGGCUUACUUCUGCGGUGCAGCGGGAGUUGGCAGCUGUAAUUGCUUUGAAAGCAAGAAAAUCUGUUUCAGAUGAUGAGGAAUUUAAUUGCCCUCAACAGUCUGGUCCCGUGAAUACUGAACAUGCAUUGGAUACAGAGGCCGGGGUUAUGUGCAAACUGCACGGACGUGAAGAAUUGAGACGCAUUGAUUUUGUGCAGAAGUUGUCCAGGGAAAAUCAGUCAUUGCCACCAUCCGCAAAACAACUGGAAAAGAAACUGCAAGAUGAAGAAGCGACUACUGUUCAAGUGCGAGAACAGGACCAUGAUGUUCUGGUGCUUAAGAAAGUGUAUUCGUCAGAAAGCCCAGCCCCCACAGCAGGGAGUGCCGAGACUGAUUGGAGGUACAUGGUGGUAUCAGGAACCCCAGAAAAGAUUUUGGAGCAUCUUCUGAAUGACUUGCACCUGGAUGAUGUGCAGGACAAAGAAACAGAUACCCUCCUGGAUGACUUCCUUCUCACAUACACCGUCUUCAUGACAACAGAUGACUUGUGCCAAGCGUUGCUCAGACACUAUUGUGCUAAUAAAUAUGAUGGCAGAGUGGAAAGUCCAGAGGCGCUAUGCACCAAGCGGAAGGUCUUGCUACUUGCGUCUCAGUGGACUGCAUUGUACAAGGAUUGGUUACACGACGAUGAGCACUCAAAAUUGUUCCUAAAGACUCUCUAUCGGUAUGUGCUAGAUGAUAUUUAUGAAUAUCCCAUGCUUGAAAAGGAACUUAAGGAAUUUCAAAAAGUGCUUCGAAUCCACCGUCGCCAUACUGUUGAUGAAUACUCGCCUCAUAGAAAGAAUAAAGCCCUUUUCCACCAAUUCAGUUUGAAGGAGAACUGGCUUCAGCACAGAGGAAACGUCAACGACAUAGAGGAAAUUUUCUGCCGUGUCUACAUAACAGAUCAUUCCUACGUCAGCAUCCGGACUAAAGUCUCCAGCUCUGUGCAGGAUAUAUUGAAGUUAGUGGCUGAACGGAUUCAGUAUCCAGAAGAAGACCUGGCUUUAGUCACUGUCACAUUCUCUGGGGAAAAACACGAGCUUCUUCCAACUGAAAUAGCUUUGUCUAAGACUCUGGAAUCAACCAGUCGGAUUUAUACUUAUAGAAAAAGUGAUACAUUGAAUCCAUUUGCGGAGAAUGAAGAGACGCAACACAGAUCUGUGAGAAUUUUAGGGAUGAACACCUGGGAUAUUGCGUUAGAAUUAACCAGCUUCGACUGGAGCCUCUUCAAUUCUAUCCACGAGCAAGAAUUGAUUUACUUCACUUUCAGCCGACAGGGGAAAAGUGAGAACACCCUCAAUCUGAGCCUGUUACUGCAGAGAUGUAACGAAGUUCAGCUGUGGGUGGCCACAGAGAUCCUUCUCUGUAACCAGCUCGGGAAACGUGUGCAACUCAUGAAAAAGUUCAUCAAAAUAGCUGCUCACUGCAAAGCUCAACGGAAUUUGAACUCAUUCUUCGCCAUUAUCAUGGGUCUGAACACUGCUUCCGUCUGUCGCCUUUCUCAAACCUGGGAGAAAAUCCCUGGGAAGUUCAAGAAACUCUUCUCAGAGCUUGAAAGCCUGACGGAUCCAUCUCUAAAUCACAAAGCAUAUCGAGACACAUUUAAGAAAAUGAAGCCACCAAAAAUUCCUUUCAUGCCCUUACUCCUGAAAGAUGUCACUUUUAUUCACGAAGGAAAUAAAACCUUUUUGGACAACCUUGUUAAUUUUGAAAAGCUGCAUAUGAUUGCUGACACUGUGCGAUCACUCAGACAUUGCAGAAAUAACCAAUAUGGUAAUGACAGCCCACAGAAGGAGCACCUGGAAGUGAAAUUUUACACAAAUCACUUGUACGUGAUUGACAACCAGCAGACACUAUUUGAACUUUCGCACAGGAUAGAGCCAAAGGCUUGAAAACACGACCACCAGAACGUGAACUAAGAGUUUGCCAAUGCCAAGCAUGUUGCUUUACAAGUAAAACAUUAUUACUGAGUUUUAUCAGUAGCGGACUGAUGUAUGUGCAAGAAGACAGGACAUUCGAGUGAUUUGAGGUGUCCAGGCCUCAAUGCGAUGUAGCCGAGCUACAAGAAUGAGAAAGAAUGGGAUGCUUUGUGAGAUAAACCGCUAUUUCUCAUUGUUUGUCACAAUGUAUUUUAUAAGACUAAUCACAUACAAAAUGUACUUGUAUAUUUAUGGUUAAAACAAGAAGAGUUGCAUAACUGUACUGUAAAUAUGUAACCAUGUACACUGUCAUGGGUUAACCUCAACACAUUGUGGUAUAUUCGCUAAUGUACAUAUUUACCCACAUUGUAAUAUUUCGUGGAAAAUACCCCCAAAGGUAUCUUGCUAGUUCUUCUAACUAAAAUGUAUUAUGGCCAAAUUAGGCAGACACACAUAGGUCACUGCUGAGCUGAGUGCACACGAUUGCAUAAAUAUUAAGCGUUUGUUUCUUAAAUCCACUCCCUGUUAAAGUCAAAGGAGACUUAUGAUAGCAAAAUGGUGAGCUGUUUCCAAAGUAAUGGACUAAUGUACUACAGCUGCUCACAACUGGCACCAAGAUUUAGCUGGAUGAACUGGUAGUAAAGCUUGGCUGUUGAAUAAAGCCUCUUGGUAGCUUCCUGCACGUUUAUUGGCUGUUAGUAUUGGUCUCUUUGUUACUCUCAGAUGCAGACAAAAACAUACGGAUUAAAACAGCAUUUUCUUUGGUAGCCAGGGCUGUGAUACUGGCUAAAUUUUGAAAUAAAAAUGCUGUUCAGUAUUUAUUUUAUACAUGGCACACAGGACUAUCAUGUUUUUGUUUUUUAAACAAUUACAUUAUUCUUUACAUUUCUACUGUAUUUAUUUUUUCUUUUUCUAACGUGCCUUUUUCAAGUUAUAGUUAUGGACUGUUUUACCUUACAGGCCAUCUUUUUAAAAGCACUGUAAGGUUCGACUGACAUAUUAAUUAGCUUAGGAGCAGGAGCCCUGCUCCUUUUUCCAACACUCAUGAACUACGUAACUAUUGGCUAGUAGGGUGACUUGCUAUUUAUCACAUCGAAUAUAAUGCCGAUAAAUAUUCUACAAUUUGAAAGCCAAUUCAUGUUCAAAACAUUUU
This is a messenger RNA of Pelobates fuscus (common spadefoot toad), 4054 nucleotides long. It is a transcript of the gene RAPGEF5, whose product is annotated as Rap guanine nucleotide exchange factor 5. The record is from RefSeq and is a predicted model, not a curated record. NCBI's taxonomy places the organism in Eukaryota, Metazoa, Chordata, Amphibia, Anura, Pelobatidae. Gene Ontology annotation, cellular component: plasma membrane. Gene Ontology annotation, biological process: Ras protein signal transduction; positive regulation of GTPase activity. The transcript has 26 exons. Bases 184 to 2874 code for a protein of 896 amino acids. Gene Ontology annotation, molecular function: guanyl-nucleotide exchange factor activity.